Molecule: messenger RNA, 3247 nt
Organism: Stegastes partitus (bicolor damselfish)
Lineage: Eukaryota; Metazoa; Chordata; Actinopteri; Pomacentridae
Gene: aars2
Product: alanyl-tRNA synthetase 2, mitochondrial (putative)
Exons: 22
Coding region: 1-3147 (1048 amino acids)
Biological process (GO): alanyl-tRNA aminoacylation
Cellular component (GO): mitochondrion; cytoplasm
Molecular function (GO): alanine-tRNA ligase activity; nucleic acid binding; ATP binding
Source: RefSeq, a predicted model, not a curated record
AUGGACGUUAAUCUGAUCAGGCUCUGCGGCUGCGCACUGCGACCAGCAGGCGGCGCUCACACUCAGCAGCGACCGUCAAAGAAAGAAGAAGAAGAAGAAGAAGAUAGGCUCUUAGUGCGCCUGCGCUUCGUGGUGGGCGAUAGUUUGGGGGUCAGUCUGGCUCGGUUCGGUCACAGUUCGGUCCACAUGUCCCGGCAGCUGCUCCGGAGACUCCGGCCUCUCAGCGGGCCGCCGGGGCUCCUCUCCGCCGGCUCAGGUCGCUCCUUUGGCGGCUGCGCUCCGGAGCUGCCCGCCGCUCAGGUCCGCAGCACCUUCCUGGACUUCUUCCGAGAGAAACACGGACACCUGCUGGUUCCGUCCUCCCCGGUCCGGCCCAGAGGAGACCCCAGCCUGCUGUUCGUCAACGCCGGCAUGAACCAGUUUAAGCCCAUCUUCCUGGGAACAGCAGAUCCUCGCAGUCAGAUGGCUUCGUACCGCCGUGUGGUCAACAGUCAGAAAUGCGUCCGAGCCGGCGGCAAACACAACGACCUGGACGACGUCGGCCGAGACACCUACCACCACACCUUCUUCGAGAUGCUGGGAAGCUGGUCCUUUGGAGACUACUUUAAGGACGAGGCGUGUCGGAUGGCCUGGAGCCUUCUCACAGAGCAUUAUGGGAUACCUGCAGACAGACUGUAUGUCUCUUACUUUGGCGGAGAUGCUGCGUCAGGAUUACAGUCUGACGAGGAGACUCGACACAUCUGGCUGGACAUCGGGGUUCCUCCUGGUCGCCUCCUGCCGUUCGGCCUGAAGGACAACUUCUGGGAGAUGGGGGAUUCGGGCCCCUGUGGCCCCUGUACUGAGAUCCACUACGACCACAUCGGAGGCCGAGACGCCGCGGCGCUCGUCAACGCCGACAGUCCGGACGUCGUGGAGAUCUGGAACCUGGUCUUCAUGCAGUACAACAGGGAGGCGGAUCUCAGUCUGCAGCAGCUGCCCCAGUUCAGCGUGGAUACUGGGAUGGGACUGGAGCGACUGGUGAGCAUCCUGCAGGGAAAAAGGUCAAACUAUGACACCGACCUGUUCACGCCGCUGCUGCACGCCAUCCACCAGAGGUCGAGGGCGGCGCCGUACGGUGGCCGGCUCGGGGCAGCGGAUCAGGGUCAGGUGGACCUGGCCUACAGAGUCGUGGCCGACCACAUCCGGACUUUAUCGGUCUGCAUUGCCGACGGUGUUCACCCAGGCAUGUCUGGAGCUGAGUUGGUCCUGCGGAGGAUUUUGCGGCGGGCGGUUCGGUUCUGUAUAGAGGUCCUUCAGACUCCUCAGGGAGCGCUGGCCAGCCUGGUUCCAACUGUCACCCACUUGCUGGGUGACGUGUACCCAGAGCUGCACAAGGAGGCCGAUCGGAUCGUGGACGUCAUCAACGAGAACGAGGCUCAAUUUCUGUCGUCGCUGCAGCAGGGGAGCCGGCUCAUCCAGCGCACGCUCAGCAGGAAGGACUACAAGCAUGGAGUCUUCCCUGCCUCGGUGGCCUGGUCUCUGCACAGGGACCUGGGCUUCCCUCUGGAUCUAGUGGACCUCAUGCUGGAGGACAGAGGCGUCCAGGUGGACCGUCAGGAGCUGGACCAGAUCAUUGCAGAGAACCACAAGGUGUCGUCAGGGCCACAGUCAGGUGUUCCGUCCCAGGUGAUGCUGGAUGUCGUCAGCCUGGCGGAGCUGCAGCGUCUCGGCGUUCCUCACACCGAUGACAGUCUCAAGUACGGGUACCGACUGGAAGAGGACCGCUAUGUGUUCCCAGCAUGCCGAGCCACAGUCCUCGCUCUGUACGACGGUCGGACGCUGGUGUCGGAGGUCCUUGAGGGGCAGCGCUGCGGAGUCAUCAUGGACCGCACCUGCUUUUACUCGGAGCAGGGGGGGCAGUCACAUGACCAGGGCUACUUCACCCGGGACGGGCUGCAGGACGUGCCAUUCCCGGUGGAGGCGGCGCUUCUGGCCGGAGGGUACGUGGUCCAUCAGGUGACUGCAGCCGACAGCCUGAAGACCGGAGACCAGGUCCAACUGCACCUGGAUCAGGUCCACAGAAUGUCCUGUAUGGUCAAACACACGGCGACUCACCUCCUGAACUUUGCCCUGAAGAAGGUUCUUGGUUCUUCAGUUCAGCAGAGAGGCUCUCAUGUGACGGCCGACCGCUUGCGCUUUGACUUUACUGCCAAGGGUUCUCUGAGCGCCUCUCAGCUGCAGCAGGUAGAAAAGUGCAUCAGUGACAUCGUUGCAGCCGAUCAGAUUGUCCACAGCUUGGAGCUUCCUCUGCACACAGCAAAGAGCAUCCGCGGGCUGAGGACAGUGGACGAGGUGUACCCCGACCCAGUCCGGGUAGUGUCGGUGGAGGUUUCAGCCUCUGAGCUGCUGGACGAUCAGACAGACAGAGAGACGUCUGUGGAGCUCUGCUGUGGGACGCACCUGCUCCGGACCGGAGCCAUCGAGGAUCUGGUGAUCGUCUCUGAGAAGCAGAUGGUGAAAGGAAUCAGCCGGAUCGUUGCGGUGACGGGACAGGAAGCAGCACGGGCCCGGGACACCGGUCAGGUUCUAUCUCAGGACGUAGACUCUCUGGCAGCCAGACUGUCAGGCUCCGCCCCCUCCAGCUGCAACUCUGCCCAGCGUUUGGCCAAGGAGGUUGGCGUCCUCUCUGACGCCGUAGACAACACCUCCAUCCCCCAGUGGCUGCGCAGAGAACUGCAAGGUCGACUCAAAGCUCUGCAGAGGAGCAGCAACACCGCUGUCAGAAAACUGGAAACCAGAGAGGCCACAGUUAGAGCUCAGGCUCUGCUGGAGAAGAACGGCAGGAAGGAUCUGCUGGUGGACUCGGUGGAGACGGACUCUCUGUCGGUGGUGAUGAAAACUGUGAACCAGCUGAGCGCCAUCGCUCCUCUCAGUCACGUGAUGCUUCUUGCUCACCAGCGGCAUUCUGGGAAGGUUCUGUGUGCCUGUCAGGUUCCCAAGGACUCGUUGUCGCUCGCAGCCUCUGAUUGGGCGGUGGCGGUCUGUCAUCACCUCGGGGGGAGCGCAGGGGGUUCAGCGCUGGUCGCCAGGGGAACCGGUAGCAGCAGUGACAUCAGCGAGGCCCUGAGGUGGGCCGAGGAGUUUGCCCGCCAGAAAACACGGCGAUGAUGUCAUAGACUGUAGGCCCCGCCCACAGCAGCCUCUUGUGAUUGGAGGACAGAUGUCAGGUGUAUUUUAAACAUUUCUUUGUUUUAGAAGGAAUAAAAAC